AUGACCGCGCUGUCCCGAGAGAUGAGCCAGGAUGAGUCCGCGGAGCCCGCACCACCGUGCCACGAGCUGUGCGAUGCGGAGCGCGCGGACCAGGAGUGCGAGAGGGUCACGAUUAACAUUUCCGGUCUACGGUUCGAAACUCAACUCAAAACACUCGAACGAUUCCCAAACACGUUGCUAGGAGACCCGAGCAAACGGAUCCGAUUCUUUGAUCUAAACAGGAAUGAAUACUUUUUCGACAGGAACAGACCAAGUUUUGACGCCAUCCUGUAUUAUUACCAAUCAGGCGGGAGACUCCGACGACCCAUUAACGUGCCGGUGGAAAUUUUUUUGGAUGAAGUCCGAUUUUACGAGAUAGAGGAGGACGUCGUCGAGCGCUUCAAAGAGGACGAGGGUUUGUCUAAAGAAGACGAGCGUCCGAUGCCCUCCAAAGAGUUUCAGCGUCAGCUCUGGUUGCUUUUUGAGUAUCCGGAUAGCUCUGGACCAGCCAAACUGUUCGCCAUCAUAUCUGUUAUGGUCAUCCUGAUAUCCAUUAUCAUCUUUUGCUUGGAAACUUUGCCGCAGUUUAGAGAGGACGAGCAGGUUUUCAACAACCACAUCGCGCUGAACGUAACCAUUGAAAGAUUCAGCCCAUUCACGGAUCCGUUUUUCAUGUUGGAGACCCUGUGCAUCAUUUGGUUUUCCACUGAACUGCUUGUAAGGUUUCUCACAUGCCCAAACAAAACCGCUUUUUUCAAAGACAUCAUGAACACUAUAGAUAUAUUAGCGAUCAUGCCGUAUUUUGUCACGUUGGGAUUAGACCUCGCCGAGGUUGAGUCCAACAAUCAACAAACCACAUCCAUAGCUAUUUUACGAGUUGUCCGCUUGGUGCGCGUCUUCAGGAUUUUCAAACUUUCGCGGCACUCCAAGGGUCUCCAAAUUCUCGGCCAGACCCUGCGUGCGAGCAUGCGAGAACUUGGGUUGUUGAUAUUUUUCCUGCUCAUUGGUAUUAUAUUGUUUUCCAGCGCGGCGUACUUCGCCGAAGUGGAUGACCCGGAAUCGUCAUUUACGAGCAUCCCGGACGCGUUUUGGUGGGCGGUGGUAACCAUGACUACUGUUGGAUAUGGAGACAUGUACCCCGUCACUAUCGGUGGCAAAAUUGUUGGAUCGAUGUGUGCUAUUGCAGGAGUUCUUACCAUCGCGCUGCCGGUACCGGUUAUCGUGUCUAAUUUUAAUUACUUUUAUCAUCGAGAGCACGACGAAGAGGAGCAGGUGGAGUACACGCACGUGACUUGCGGUCGACCGGUGCCGCCGCUGGCUGACUGCAAUAAGAGCGACAGUAAACCCUCUCUCUUUAAAACAGAUAAUUCAGAUGACGACUCUGUAAAUCCAUCGACUUACUUAAAUUUCAGUCAACUGGAUGAAUAUACGGGAAAGUUCACAGAUGUGUAAGAACAAAGUACCAUUUAUAAUGCAGCAGAUGUACGAAGAAACUAUUGUGGCAUUUUUUUUAAGUGUCUGUGACUUUUGUAAACGUGUGCAUUGAAUUAUUUUGUAAUAUAUUGUAAUAUGUAUUUACACAUAAUUUGUACAUUAUUGUAAGCCAUGUUUAAGGCUUUUAUGCGCUGUAAUAGAUUUGCAACUUGGAUAAUAAGCUCAACCUUGUGGCUUUUCUAUAAACUGUCAUAACGUGCUUUAAAAUUCAGGGGUUACUCUGCAAUUGUUGCAUUUGCUCAGGAAUUAAUGUUAUUAAUGGAUUUAACAAGAAAACGCAUGGUCUGAUGCUACAGAUCUGUCGAGUGGGCUUCUUCUCUUGACAGUGCACAACAAUAGAGGUUUUACAUUGAGAUGACCUCAACAUUUUGUCUAGUUAACCAGCCCACACGACAGCCUCAGACCAAAAGAAAACUUUAUUUUUUCUAACACCUUAUGAAAGUAUGAAUUGUUAACUUAUUUUUGAUAAAUAAAUAUAUUGUCAUUUU
Molecule: messenger RNA, 1961 nt
Organism: Misgurnus anguillicaudatus (oriental weatherfish)
Lineage: Eukaryota; Metazoa; Chordata; Actinopteri; Cypriniformes; Cobitidae
Gene: kcna6a
Product: potassium voltage-gated channel, shaker-related, subfamily, member 6 a
Biological process (GO): potassium ion transmembrane transport; protein homooligomerization; action potential
Cellular component (GO): membrane; voltage-gated potassium channel complex
Molecular function (GO): delayed rectifier potassium channel activity; protein binding
Source: RefSeq, a predicted model, not a curated record